UUCUUUAGCGGUAUUAUCCGCUUUGCGCAGUUGGAUUAACUUCUAGGUUAAGUGUCUCUGCAAAUCUGAAUUGUCCGAUUGUUGUUGCUUCGGACCCAUCGUUUCGAUGUGAUGUGCAGUGAUGGUGAUUUUUGUCUCUGUAUCCGGAUGACUAGAUAUCUUGCACUGAAGUAUGCAUGCGGUAGAAUGUAGCAGGGGCAUACGUACUACCUCUACUAUGAUAAAUCUGACCAAAAGCAGAGGAUUAGCUAGGGUUUUCAGAAACUCACUCCUUCCAUGCCCUUGAAUCUGCAGAUACAACCCAGUGAUUUUCUUUGUUUGAAUGCGGCAUAUCCACAACACCCCAAUCAUUACGCUCGUUCCAGCACAUAGUCUGCAAGGUACCUACAGAAUGCCUCCAGCCAAACUGUCGAAUAGGUUAAAGCUUCAAGUAUAAGAACUUCUAAUCGUUCCUACUUUUCUCGCCGUUCAUCCAGUCAGCCAUUAGCUCAUCUCUUGUAAACACCAUAUUUCGAACUUCCAUCGCACCGAAUAAUCAUAAUGAAGAUCUCGCUUACUACCCUCCUCGCCUCAGGUUUGGCCUCAAUUGCCUUAGCUCAGGAUACAACCUGUAGCACUUCCAGCCUCAACACUACAGCCUCCACUUGGACUGUCGCAGAAACCGAUACCAUCUUCAGCAUCGCUACCGCCACCAACCGUGGUGUUUGUGAUAUUGCACGUGCUAGCAGAAUGCCCGAUGCUGAAUACAUCGAUACUGGUAUGGUACUUAUUAUUCCCGCUCAAGUCUGCAAUCCCGACAACGAAUCCUGUCUCCUCACUGCCUCAAACGAUACCACCUCAUGUGUAUAUGGAGGACCUCACACAUACACUACUGUGCGUAAUGAUACUAUCACCAAGAUCGCUACGAAAUUCAAUGUUGAUGUUUCGGUGCUCUCAACCAAUACUAUUACUGGCAUGCUCAAGGUUUCAUCGGUCGAUGAGAUUAUUACCGCUGGGACUGUGAUGAAGGUGCCCCAAUGCAGCCCUUCUGAGUGUACUGUUCAACCAAUUCAGUUCACAUAUGGUGUGUACAAGGAUUUGGCUGAGUAUUAUAAUACUACUGUUGGACAGCUGUUUGGAUUCAACACUGGAUAUCGAUACAGUGAUUCUGUUGAAUCCCUUUCGCCUGUUCUUACGAUUCCCAUGAAUUGCAAGCCGCUUUCCGGUAACAUUACUGUUAUCUCAUAAGCUACUUAUGAGUGGAGGAACUCUGAGCGGAUUGUGAAGUAUAUGGGUGGAGAAGGAUGUAUGUGAGGAGUGUAACUAGCUAAUAGGAUGAUGGUUUUCUUGGGUAAUAACGUGGCUUUGCUAUUACCAUGUUAUCAUAUCCUGAUGCAUUGUUAGUGAUUAUUUUGGAGAUUUGAUGAAUAGACUGUACAAUUCUGUACUGAGUAGGAAUAUGAUAUAGAUGUUUACAGUUAAAAAAAAAGUUCACAUGCAUGCACCUCUCACCGAGGAAAUAUUCCUUCAUCAUGCCAUGAAAAUAAAGUCGUGACUGCGAAACUCUGUGUCUCCCUUCCAAUGUAUUCGGUUCCAUCAAAUGACUCAAUGUUAGCUUUGCAAAAGUAUAAAUAGCGAAUCAAAUUGGUCGUAUAAUCAUGGUCAAAAGUUCGGAAGCGCGAAAUUUCUGGCGUGUGCAACCUAGCGAUGGACGAAAU
Molecule: messenger RNA, 1697 nt
Organism: Sclerotinia trifoliorum
Lineage: Eukaryota; Fungi; Ascomycota; Leotiomycetes; Helotiales; Sclerotiniaceae
Source: the annotation of a GenBank genome assembly